AUGUAUCUUCAGCGAUUAUUUUCCCUCCACAAUCUCCUUCAACCACAAAUUCAACUCUACAAAUCCAUCUUCUUCGCUAGGUGCAUACAAUCUCUGGCCAUAAUCACUGAAAAUCCACAGACUACAACUAUCUUAAACGUCACCCACGAUGCUGAAUGGACACCCAACUCGAUUUCCUACUCUAAACUCUUAUCUCAAUGCUGUCAAACCAAGUCGCUCUAUCCUGGGAUACAGAUCCAUACCCACCUCAUCAAAGUCAGAUUGGAGAAUAAUCCAAAACACAGGAAUCAUCUGGUUAAUUUAUAUUCAAAGUGUCUAGCUUUUGACUCUGCACGCAAGUUGCUCGAUGAAAGUCCUGAACCAGAUUUGGUUGCUUGGUCCACUUUGAUAUCAGGGUAUGCCAAAAAUGGUCUCUGCAAAGAGGCGCUUUUGGCUUUUACAGAGAUGCACUCGUUGGGUAUUAGAUGUAACGAAUUCACAUUCCCUAGUGUCCUCAAAGCAUGCUCCAUGAAGAAGGAUAUCAUUGGAGGGAAACAGAUACAUGGAAUUGUCAUGGUGACUGGUUUCCAAAAUGAUGUUUUUGUAGCCAAUACAUUGGUUGAUUUAUAUGCAAAAUGUGGUGAGUUUUUUUAUUCAAGGAGGCUUUUUUAUCAGAUUCCAGACCGAAACCGAAACAUAGUUUCUUGGAAUGCAAUGUUUUCUUGUUAUAAACAGGGUGAUUUCUUUAAAGAAGCAAUUGAUUUAUUUCAAGAUAUGAUUGGUAAUGGAUUUAUCCCAGAUGAGUUCAGUUUAUCAACUAUAAUCAACGCAUGCACAGGCUUACAAGAUAUAACCCAUGGGAGAAAAAUUCAUGGGUAUUUAAUCAAACAUGGGUACACUUCUGAUCCCUUUUCGUGUAAUGCACUUGCUGAUAUGUACUCAAAAGUUGAAGACUUUGAAGAUGCUAAAACAGUCUUUGACCACAUUCCUAACCCCGAUAUAGUCUCCUGGAAUGCAAUUAUUGCUGGAUGUGUUCUUCAUGAAUACUAUAAUUUAUGUUUGGAGUUAUUUUUUAAGAUGAAAAGGUCAGGAAUCACAUCAAAUAAGUUUACUUAUUCAAGUGUUCUUAAAGCUUGUUCUGGAUUAGGUCUCCAAGAUUUGGGCCAACAGUUCCAUUCCUUUCUUAUAAAAUCAGAAAUAGAAUUGGAUCUUCAUCUUUGUUGUGGGCUUAUUAAUAUAUAUUCAAAAUGUGGUGAAAUGGAUGAUGCCCAAAGGGUAUAUGAUACGAUGCCAAAAAAAGAGUUGAUUGCAUUAAACGCUUUGUUAUCUGGACACUCUGAAAACGGAAAUGACAUUGAAGCUUUGACCCUUUUUGCUAAACAUAUGGACGAAAUCGGAUUUGAUGAAACCACUUUAAUUAAAAUCCUCAAAUCUUCAGCUAAUUUGCAAGAUGUAUAUGUUAGUGAACAAAUCCAUGGGCUUUCUUUAAAAACCGGAUUCCAAUCCGACCCUUUUGUCAUAAACAGUCUUAUCGAUUCUUAUUCAAAAUGUGGUUAUGUGGAAAGGGCAAAGAUGGUAUUUGACGAAUCGGAUAUCGCUGACUUGGCGACUUUUACGUCUAUGAUAUCUGCUUAUGCUCAAUCGGGACAAGGUGAAGAAGCUAUAAAACUUUACUUAAAAAUGCAAGAUUUGGAACUUAAGCCCGAUUCUUACAUUUGUAGCUCUCUUUUAAAUGCUUCGGCUAUUUUAUCUGCUUAUGAACAAGGUAAACAAAUCCAUGUUCAUACCUUAAAAUCUGGUCUUUUAUCCGAUGUUCAUACCUCGAAUUCUCUUGUAAACAUGUAUGCUAGAUGUGGAAGUAUAGAUGAUGCUAGUCGUGCUUUUUUUGAAGUUCCCGAAAAGGGUAUCGUCUCAUGGUCCGCUAUGAUUGGUGGACUUGCCCAACAUGGAUACGGGAAAGAAGCACUUUCGCUUUUUGACAAAAUGUUAAAAGACGGAAUUGCCCCUAACAACGUUACUCUAGCUAGCGUCCUAUCUGCUUGUAACCAUGCGGGGUUGGUAACUCAAGCGAAACAUACUUCGAAACAAUGGAGGGCGUUUUCGGAAUUAAGCCGACACAAGAACAUUACGCGUGCAUGA
Messenger RNA from Lactuca virosa, 2118 nucleotides. The record is from the annotation of a GenBank genome assembly. Lineage: Eukaryota; Viridiplantae; Streptophyta; Magnoliopsida; Asterales; Asteraceae.